Talaromyces marneffei is the source of this 2799-nucleotide messenger RNA. RefSeq lists its product as uncharacterized. NCBI's taxonomy places the organism in Eukaryota, Fungi, Ascomycota, Eurotiomycetes, Eurotiales, Trichocomaceae. The coding region runs from base 1 to 2799 and encodes 932 amino acids. The record is from RefSeq and is a predicted model, not a curated record. The transcript has 2 exons.
AUGGCUCCAACUGAGGAUACCGUGCCGCCUGAGUUGCCGCGCAGUGCCGGAACACAGGAUGCGAACACUUCCAGACGUCGCAAGUCGCUUCCUGGUCGAUCGACUAGUGUACCACGACAACGACCGUCCAGCCAUGUCCCUCCUAUGCCUCCUGCAUCGCCCGAAAUUAUUUCGUCGUUGAUAUCGUCUCUUUCCAAUAUUUCAUCACCAGCUCGAAGCCAUUUCGAUAACCUACCACAUAUCGGCGCACAAACAGCGCCUUCCUCCCCUGGUUUUCGCCAAUCGGAGUUCACGCAACCGCAAGGAUCCGGACAAGGCUUUGGCGUGGACUAUGGUGCAUACAAACCUCCAAGUGAUGCUUUUGAAAGCCCAUUUUUGCACCCGGAUGAUGCUGCUUUGUCGCCUGUCGUUCGCAUGGCCCCUGCGCCCACACCUAGCUCCCCACGGUCGCCGCGAUCUCCCAAAUUCAAGACGAGCUUUGGCCGCGAUCGCUCUCCAUUGAGGCCUAGAUCGACAAGUUCGUUUUCGUCUUCACAAGCUGCUAUGGAGGAGCAAUCGUUAUCGGGGUUUGGAAUAAUUACGACGGAACCAGGCACCCGCGUUUCUCGUACCGGAAGUGUCGCGUCUACAAGCUCCGACGGCCGAAAGAGUCUACGAAGCCCAUUGGGCAUGUUGAGGAGAAGUUCUAAAGAUUCAUCGCAGGACAAGGACGCCGAACGCAGCAUCAGGUCUUCUGCACAUAGUGACAACCCCAAAUCGAAUUUCGCUCGCAGUCGCGCCAGCCUUCAAUCGAAGAACUCAAUGGCAGAUGUUGUUGAAGAAGGGGGAACCUUGAACCCUGCUAAAGAUCUUAGUUUCAAGAGUGGGAAAGCCGUUACGGAGAUAAAACCAUUGUCUGUUAGAACGCCAAAUUCGCCACUACAUAGCCCUGGAGGUAUUGGAAGCGGACGAAUAAUUCCUACGCGCGAGUCGUCACUACGGCACAGCAUUAACAAUAAACUCAACCGAAAAAGCCGACAAAGUCGACCGCCAGAACAACGAUCUACAACAGGCAAGGAACGGAGUCAUGUUGAAUCUAAAACAUCUGAGGCAAGGGCUGCUACCGAACAAACCACAAAACGAAUACAAGAGGUCAAGGAGCAACAAAUGCGAAUCAAAAACGAAUUGGCAAAGGCCCAGGAAGUUCCCGCUGGCCGAACAUCAAUUGAAACGUUCACCUCGCGGGCUAAGACAACACAACCUGCGGCGGCCGAACCAACACCUGCUCAAUUAUCUCAAGAAGACGCGCUAAUUUCCCGAUAUCUCAUUCAUGCGGAAACGGAUCCGUUUGAGGAGAGUGCACCCUCCCCGGCAGUACAAACCCGGAGAACAAGGGAAGCAAAGGACAAAAAGCGAGAGUCGCUGGACAAGGCGGAUGUUCCACUGAGCCCGUCCGUGUCCAAAGCUCAUAAGAGACAUUCUUCUGGAACAUUUACAAUGGCCACUCGUGCAUCGAUAGCGGAAGAACGACCUUCUAGUGCCGAUUCUAUAGACUUUGCUGUCGAGUCAUAUAUCGCUUCGCCAAGAUUGACGCAAAAGGUGCCUCAUCCACGUUCAGGAAGAUUGAUAGCAUUUUCGGAAGUUGGCGAUCCUCAGGGACACGUUAUAUUUUGUUGCCUCGGCAUGGGGCUUACUAGAUAUCUGAUGGCUUUCUACGAUGAGUUGGCGCGGACAUUAAAAUUACGCUUGGUGACACUUGAUCGACCAGGUGUGGGCGAAAGUGAUCCUUCAGGGGAGGGCGAAGGGACUCCUCUGACAUGGCCUGACGACGUUGCAAUUGUAUGCAACCAUCUCAAAAUUACCAAAUUUUCUAUUCUGGCGCACUCAGCAGGUGCUAUAUAUGCAUUAGCUACUGCACUGAGAAUACCACAACACAUUCGGGGUCGCAUCCACCUUUUGGCUCCUUGGAUCCCGCCAUCACAAAUGACCAAUCUGGGCACACACAAAGAACCACUGCCGAACAACGCGGUGCCUUACUCUCAGAGGAUAUUACGAGCCCUUCCCACGCCGAUCUUGAAGGUAGCAAAUUCGAGCUUUAUGAGUGCUACGAGCAGCAGCAUAACAACCAGCUUGCCUAAAUCGCCACGACGAAAUAAAAGAAAGAGCAUUGGACGAGAUACGGUGCCCCCAACAAUGACGGAACUCACAUCACCCGGCAACAACAACCCGAACCACACGACCACAAAUCAAACAAAGAUCGACCUAACAACUGCUACCAACGGCAUAACAACACCAUUAAUCCCCCACGAUCAACGAAACUCCACCUUCUCCCAGACGUCAGCACUCAACCGCCCCAGCGUAGUGGAAGAAGCUGCAAUCCUAGCUUCUCAACAAAAAGAACGACAAACCGAGUACGACACGCGCCUGACCUAUCGAAUCUGGGAACUGGCAACCACCAACGCUAACCCAGCCGUCGAUCUUUUGAUCUGUCUUGAACGCCGCCAAACAAUCGGGUUUCGAUAUGUAGAUAUCAACCGUGAAGUAGUCAUCCACCACGGGACAAAGGAUACUCGAGUCCCCGUCGAUAAUGUACGAUGGCUCGGCAAGACGAUGCGAAGAUGCGAAGUUCGCGUUCUCGAGGGCGAAGGGCAUGGCUUGAUGGCUUCGGCCGUGGUCAUGAGUAAUGUCCUGACAGAGAUGGCGAAAGAAUGGGAAGACUGGACGACCGUUGUCCAGGGACGGGGACGAGGAAGACGGACGACCAUUUCAGCGGCAACGCAUCAUUAUCCUUCUUCGAGGUCUGGGGUAGUUGCUGUUUAA